GGGCACUUUGCGACAAGUGCGCAUGCUCGGGGUGUCCCAUGCUGGGGACUGUGCACAUGCGCGGCUGGCACGGUUGUCCUCAUUGUGGUCCCGGUCUCUCUCCUGACGGAAUCACCCUAGAGGAUGGCGGAGCAGGUGAAGACUCUGUGCGAGCAGCUGGUGCAGGCUGUGACGGUCAUCAUGGAGCCUGGUUCCUCCCAGGAGCUCAGACUGGAGGCGCUAAAGUUCUGUGAGACCUUCAAGGAGGAGUGCACGGUCUGUGUACCCUGUGGACUGCAGCUGGCAGAGAAGUCACAGCCUCCAGUCAUCAGACAUUUUGGAUUACAGGUUCUGGAGCAUGUUGUCAAGUUUCAGUGGAAUGAUAUGCAGGGUAUGGAGAAGGUGUGUCUGAAGGAGCGCGUCAUGGGUCUCAUUGCAAAUGGCAUUCAUCCAAUCCUGCAGGAAGAGGGGCACAUUAAAGAUGUCCUUGCCAGAAUCGUGGUGGAGAUGAUAAAACGAGAAUGGCCUCAGCAAUGGCCGGACAUGUUGAAUGAGCUGGAAUUUCUCACCAAGAAUGGGGCAGUGCAGACCGAGCUGGUGAUGUUCAUUCUGCUGCGGCUGGCGGAGGACGUGGUCACUUUCAGAAAUCUCCCCACCAUGCGGCGGAAGGAUAUACAAACCACCAUGACCAAGGACAUGGACAAGCUCUUCACCUUCAUGCUCAACAUUCUGGGGGAGUCCGUUCUUCAGUACCAGCAGCUGAAGAGCGACCUUGCUCAGAAAGACAAGUGCCAGGAAAUGUGCCGAGUGGCUUUGGCGGCUCUGAACACGUUGGCUGGCUACAUUGACUGGGUGCAUAUCAGUCACAUCACUGCCCAGGACUGUAAGUUGCUGCAGAUGCUGUGUGCGCUGCUCAGUGAGGAAGAACUGCAGGUGGAGGCAGUGGAGGCUCUGCUCAUUGCCGUCAGCAGGAAGGGGGGAAAGAUCGAGCACCAGACUCCGCUUCUCAUCUUGUUUGGAGACAAUCCCAUGCAUUGCAUCAUGACGGCUGCGCAGAAGGCGCACGGAGAGGGGCUACAAGAAAAGCGCUACGUGUUUCUGAAGAGGCUGUGCCAGGUCCUGUGCGCGAUCAUCAACCAGUUAUGCUCUCUGACUCUGUCUCCGGAAGUCAAAGUGGAGAUCCCCGUGACCUUUGGCAAAUAUUUAAACGUGCUACUAAAUUUUACAGUGCAUCCGAGUCAGUUUCUCAGAUCUUCCACCGUGCAGACGUGGGGGUCUCUCUUCAAAAAUGAGGUGUUGUCGAAGGACCCUGCUCUGAAAGCCAUUGUCCCAGGAUUCAUGAGAGUUUCUAUGAAUAACAUUGCAAAGGUGGGCUUCCCUUCCAGGAAUGAUAGUUCGAGCUGUGAAUAUUCUCGCCUCGACUUUGAUAGCGAUGAGGAUUUCAAUAACUUUUUCAACUCUUAUAAAGCGACACUGAGAGGUGUGAUUAGGGAGGCUUGUCGCAUAGACCCCCACACCAGCUUUCGUAUGGCUGAUGAAUGGCUUCAAUUUCAACUGUGUGCUCCACUGGACCUUGGACUCCAGAAUUCUACGAUUGGCGAGGGAUUGUGCCGAUUCCUGUCUCCAUCCCACAUACAAUGGGAAGCCAUGACUGCUUUCUGUGAGUCUGUGAUCGGCAGUAUCCUCAGAAUACUUCCCAAAGAGGAGCUGCCUGUCUCACGUGGGAUUGAGCUUCUCGAAAGUGUGCUAAGCUACGAGACUAAGGACCCCAUCAUCCUGUCCUGCAUCCUGAACCACCUGUCUACCUUCUUUCCCUUUGUGCACUACAUGAAUGGGUUUAUGCCCACUGUGCUGAACAAGCUGUUCUCAGCCGCCACCUUGGAGCUGGAUAAUAAGGGACCUCGGACGCGUGCUGUGAAGACACUUCGCCAACAUGCCUGCUUCUCCCUUAUCAAGAUUUGCCGAGAUUCUGCCGAGAUGGUUAUGCCACACCUGGACCUUCUGUGUACACGCGCUCUACUGUUACUCCACAGCCAGCAUCUGGCCAUCAUGGAGAAGUGUGCGCUAAUGGAAGCACAAGUGCUACUCAGUAACCACUUCAAAGACUUUGAGAAGCAGCGGGUCUUCCUGGAGCAGCUGCUGUCUCCUGCUGUGUCCACCUUGUUGUCGGAAGAGGUGCAGAGAGCAGUCUCCUCCCCGGAUGAACUAAUUUCUUACAUUGGACGGGAAGUCCUGAGAGGUACCCAGGAAGAGGACGAUCUGUGUCAGAUGAGGCGCUCUCAGUUGAGUUUCUCCUUGCACGUCAUCGAUGCAGUGGUGAGGCGAGUGCGCUGCCCCAGUGACCCUACCGAGGCGAAAUCUGGAGGAUUUGUUGUUGGUUAUACUCCUGCUGGGACUCCCAUCUGCCGUAACCCUUGCAGCGAGCUGGUGCUGAAGUUUAUGGACACCCUCUUGUCCCUGGUCAGGACACAAAACAAUCUGUUCUUGCCAGAUAUCAUGCAGACGAUGGGGGAUCACUACGCCAAAUGUUUGGACAUGCUUGAUGGAUCGAAGAAGAGCAUCUUGGGGAUGAUUCAGCCUCUCCUGGAUACGUAUGAUAUCCCUGUAUAUAAGAGCACACAGGAGAGAUUACAGGCCUUUUUCUGCUCUAUGUCUGACAACUGCUAUCACAUCCUGGGGAACCUUGGGCCAUCAUUUCUGCUGGAUUUCUAUUCUAUUCCUGAUUUGGAGACCCUCCUGUUUAACUCAAUCUUCUGCAACCUGAACAAUGUGCCUGACUUCCGCCUGAAAGCCCUGUUACGUUCAUUUGUAAAGCCGUUUGUCCUCUCUUGUCCACCUGAGAAGUACGAAAUGCUCUUGUGCCCGAUUUUGGGGCCUCUCCUGAAUUUCCUACACCAGAGACUGUCACAGAAGUGGAGCGGGGACGAUUACACAGAGCUCAGUACAGAAACUACGGAGAUACUGGAGAUUGAACUGGUGCGACUGCUGACCAGAGAGCUGGUGGAUUUAAUAAUUGUUUGCUGCAUAGAAAAGAAGAAAGUAGAUCACAGCACAUCAAAUGCAGGAGUGGAUGGUAUGAAUAGCGCAGCACAGAACGAUGAGGAUGAAGAGAUGAUGGUCCUGGAUGCUACCUCAGUCGGCUCAUUGGAGUUAUCCGAACUUGGAAAGUUUCUUAUGUCAAAUGAGGUGGUGUCCACGGCAUUACUGGUUAGUGCCUACAGCUCGCUGACCUGGAAGGAUACCCCUACCUGUCGCAAGGUGGUCUUUCAUCUCUGCUGGCCUCUACUGAAACAGGUGAUCUCUCGUCCCCUGCGUGCCGAAGCGGUUGUCGGUUUCUACAGCUAUGUUCUGGGUGGCCUUCAGACACAUGGUCAGAAUGAGGACUGUAAUUCUCACCUGAAUAACCUGGCUUUCCAAAUCUACGAAGCUCUACGUCCACGAUAUCCGGAGCUGCGGACGAUGAUGGAGCAAGUUCCUGAGAUCAAGAGUGGCUCUUUAGAGAUGUUUGACUCGCAACUUCUCACCACCGUUGAUAAACAGCCACAGAAGCGGAAGAUGUUCAAGCGGCUGCUCUCUGGCUGUGUCGGGAAACCUCUAGGGGAGCAGUUUCGGAAAGAAGUUCACAUCCGGAACCUACCCUCUUUGUUCCAGAAAAAAACUAAACCGAAGCCGGACAGUGACCCAAUCCUGGGCAGCUGUGACGAGGCUCUGACAUCCUUGUUUCAGCCGUAAUCGAUAGUCCUGUUAUUCGGAGGGACAUCAGCUCGAGGAAGCGUUAAGGGGGCUCGUGUGACCUCUUGCCUCAAGUUGUUCCUUUUUGUCUGGUGGAUACCGGCUCACUACAAGGAAAAGCAAGCUGGUCUCUGAUCUUCCUACAGCUUCGGUCUCUUCUUCCCCCUAUGGGGUCAAUCAUGAAAUUCACUAUUGAGACAUUCCACACCAGCUGGUGCUGCCAUUAGUAUGGGGAACCAAGUGUUGUCUGCACUGGGACGGAAAAGGUCAAUAACUGCCGUACUUCAUGGUAGAACUGCCAGUGACAUAAGCGUUAGGACAGAUGAUGUCAAUAUUGCUUUUUUUUCUAUACAUUACUUUCUGCACUCAUCCCAGGAGUUUCAGCACAGAGCUGGGGGCCCCGCCGCUGGUUGCUGAAUCCUGAUCGGAAGAACUUAUGGCAUCUUGGAAGGAUCGGUGAAUAACAUACUUCCACCACUUGGCAUACAGCGAAAACCUGGAAAUAAAUUUUAUAACAGGAACACA
Molecule: messenger RNA, 4236 nt
Organism: Pseudophryne corroboree (corroboree frog)
Lineage: Eukaryota; Metazoa; Chordata; Amphibia; Anura; Myobatrachidae
Gene: XPO5
Product: exportin 5
Exons: 32
Coding region: 124-3711 (1195 amino acids)
Biological process (GO): protein export from nucleus; RNA export from nucleus
Cellular component (GO): cytoplasm; nucleus; RNA nuclear export complex
Molecular function (GO): RNA binding; nuclear export signal receptor activity
Source: RefSeq, a predicted model, not a curated record